CCUGGAUAUGAAGACCACGCGUAUCGUGUUCUAAAGUGUUUGUGCAAGCUGUUGGGACAACUGUUGUUCAUGCUCUGUAUGUGAGUGUGUUGGUUCCGCGCAAACGCGUCACAACUUUACGCAACUGCGCUAUACUGCGCCGCAGUCUGGACGGGAAGAAGAGUUAACAGGGACAGAUGUAUGGAAAAGUACGGAAAGUUGACGUCUUUAUGAAGAAAAAUUAAGAAAGGCGCAGGGGAACCCAAUAGUCAAAGCACGUUUGCACUACUCAGACGACGACAUGCAUUUCUUAAAAACCGUUGGAUGUCUUGGUUCCUCUUGAAAGAUGUUGGACUUCUGCGCACUAGUUUAAUGUUGAUGCUACUGGAGCUUAGGUAGAAACGAGUAAAUGGACACGAGAUUUAUUUUAGGUUGGUCCAUAUCUGGGGGUUGCAGACACAAAAAAUUGCCAUAUUAAGUAUUUUUGUAAUUAUAUGAUGGACAAUAUUUUCAGAAUAGCCAACUAUUUUGGCCAAUAGGUCUAAUGAAGUUAUCUGGUUGCGUGACAACUUGCUGGAAGACAUUAGUCCUAACAAGCUCAGGAGUUUAUAACAUUGGCGUUUUACAAAUAGCACCAAUUUUCUUUUCCUAAUAGUAAUACUUGGUUUCUCAACUGAAUCAUUAGCGUCAUCUUGCCUCAUUGGUGCCGUUAAUAGACACCGAUCGCAUGACACUGUUGCGCACGGCGGUGCACUCGCUGAAGAGGAGUUUGUUUGUGUACAUCUGAUUAGUGGAUCUUCUGCAGCAGCCUCGGGGCCAACAGCUCUAGAAAGCCCCAGCCAUGAUGCCCACAUCCCAGGCUCUGCUCUUUAUCCUCCGCUUAGUGCUCUUUGUGGGCGCGCACACCAUUGCAAGCGUUUACAGUGAUAACCACUACCGAUUCCCCUACCCCGAUGAAGAAGCAAUGUUUGACGCUGAAGACCCGUGUGUGGUGGUGACUCCUCCCUGUAUGAGCGAGUCUGACCGCUACAGUCUGGAAGCCCUAAGGAACAUCCACAGGGAGAUGGACGACGACAAGGACGGAGGGAUCGAGGUGGAGGAGAGUGUGGAGUUCAUCAUAGAGGACAUGAAACAGCAGCAGACCAAUAAACACAGUAACCUCCACAGAGAGGAUCAGCACAUCACUGUAGAGGAGCUGUGGAGAAGCUGGAAGUCCUCAGAAGUGCAUAACUGGACUCAAGACGAUGUUCUAAGUUGGCUCAGGGACUUUGUGGAGCUGCCUCAGUACCAGAAGAACUUCAAAGAGUUCAGGGUUGACGGGAACACCCUCCCCAGGAUUGCAGCAAAUGAGCCAUCAUUCCUGAGCGGUCAGCUGAAGAUCUUUGACCAGAGAGACAAACAGAAACUCAAUAUCAAAGCUCUGGACGUUGUGCUGUUUGGACCAAUUACACGGCCACCCCAUAACUGGCUGAAGGACCUGCUGCUGAUGGUGUCAGUGAUGAUGGGAGUGGGUGGCUGCUGGUUUUCCCGGGUCCAGAACAAAUCCAGCAAGAUACACAUCUCCAGAAUGAUGAGAGACCUGGAGAGUCUGCAGAGUGCUGAGCUCAACCUCAGCGAACUGCAGGAACAAUUGGAGCGGGCCCAGGAGGAGAAGAGGAAUGUGGCGGAGGAGAAGCAGACCCUGGAGGAGAAGAUGAGAGAUGAGAUCAUGGGGGCGCAAGAGGAGGCGCACCGCCUCUAUGAGCUGAGAGAGGGCGCUGUCAGCGAACUAAGCCGUCUGAGAUAUGCAGAAGAAGAGCUAGAACAGGUGCGGGGAGCAUUGAAGAGGGCAGAGAAGGACAUGCUGUCCAGUUGGACGGUUCCUGAGGCCCUACAGCUGUGGCUGCAGCUCACCCACGAGGUGGAGGUCCAGUACUACAAUGUCAAGAAGCACAGAGCAGAGCUCCAGCUGGCCAUUGCUAAGGAGGAGGCAGAAAAGAUCAAAAAGAAGAGGAGUUCAGUUCUGGGGACUCUUCAUGUUGCUCACAGCUCCUGUCUGGACCAGGUGGACCAAAAGAUAAUGGAGGCUAAGAACUCCUUGUCAGAUGUGACGGCCUGUCUUCGAGAACGCCUGGUCCGCUGGCAGAACAUCGAGCGUCUGUGUGGCUUCACCAUCAUAAGGAACACCGGCCUGGCCAGCCUCACUGCCACACUCUAUGUCGAUGCCAACUUGGUUAGGUCCCGGGUGCCUGUGCAGAACUACUCCUGCCAUAGCUCUGUGGAGGACCUGCCGGAAGACUCUUCACCCAUCCAACCUCAGAUACCUGUUCCUCCAAUCAAACGCUCCCCUCGGAGCCUCAGCUCCACUGUGUGUCGGUCUCGUCGCCCUGGCCUCAUUGCCCAGACCUCCUCCAUGAUGUCCUCCGACCCUGACCUACUACUGGCCAGUCAUGCCCCGCUCCCCUGCUUUGAGGAGGAGGAGGCCACUAAACUGAUAAGGUCUCAGCUGAGACAAGAGCCUCAGGAAAUGUUCACCGAUGCAGACUUCAUGACGUCGCCCCCUGUUGGCAGGAUUUUCCCCAGUGCCGCUGUUGAUUCCGCCCCUCGCAAGAUCUACCGUGAUGAGGCAGAUAUGUUUGAUGACGACCCUGUGAGGAACACCUCCAGAGAGGAACCGGAACCUUCAGUGGAACCUCCCAUCUGCAUGUCCCCCAGAGAAGAGGUUGGAGCCGCCGUCGGAAAGAUGCCGAGAGACAAGAUGGACGCCACAGCAGACACGGCCUCACUGAGGAUGCCCAAGGACAAGUGGGAGCCCUCCGUAGACAUCAUUUCCAAGAAGACCUUUAGAGAUGCAUUUGAGGUUUCUGUGGACUCCACCAACAGAAAGAUGCUCAGAGAAGAACGAGAAGCUUCUACCAAAAUAGGGGGCAGGAAGUUCUCAAGGGAGUCCAUGGGGGGAUCCAUGGACAGCUGGUUGCAGCAGGAGGAGUGUUCAUUCGAUGGCCCCUUCAGAAUGAUUUCCAGAGAAUCUAUUGGGGUGUCCAUGGACACAGGUUUUAGGAAGUUAAUAAGGGACAAAGAUGGGUCUUCAGAUUCCACCAUGAGAGUAAUGGCCAAGGACAAAAUGGUGGACCCUAUCAGUAUCCCGAUUAGAAAGACUUCCAGGGAGGAACUUGAGUUCUCAACUGAGUCACUUUCAAGGAAAAUGCUUCCAAGGGACAAGAUGGAAAUUCUCAUAGACACGUCUUCUCGUUUGUUGUCCAGAGAGAUGCCAGACUUCUCUAUGGACUCCUCUGCUGCUAGGAAGAUCUCUAGAGAUGAACUUGACAUGCCUGCAAGCUUAAAUCGGAGGAGGAUUCCCAGAGACAUGAUUGACAGCUCUGUAGACACGUCUUCUGGGAAGAUCUCCAGGGACAGGGUGGACGUUGUCCUGGAAAUGCCCAAACGAAGGAUAUCAAGGGAGGAGUUUGUGGUUCAGGAGUCAGGCUCCUCGUCUGGGCGGAUGGCACAGCCUGACCUUACCUUAAACUCUGUGUCAUCAUGGAAACCACCCUUCGAACCUUUGAGCCGGCUUGUAUAUGAUGGGAUCCUGGAGAAAUGCGUUUCCACGCCAACCACUACAACCCCAACCGGCGCAGAUGAGCUUAUUGCCACGGCCCCAAUGUUGACCGAAAGCCUGAAAGCAGGAGAGGAAGACCUGACACCACUAGGUGUGGCUGCCACCCCUCACAACCCCUCUCCCUCAGGGAGGGGGGAGAAGCCUAAGGAGAAGAGUAAGAGGACGUCCAAACUGAAAAAUUUGUUCAAGAAGAAGAAGGAUUCUGCCUCUGACCGGCCACCACAAGGAGGCCUUCAGAAACUCUGACGCUUUACCAUCUCUUUUAAACAGGAAGUGUCCUGAGGGUUAGAACCUCCUUUGUGAGGGAGACUUGCAGGAAAGAAAAACUCUUAGAAAGCAUGACAACAUCGCAAGUCUUUUUUUCCCCCUUUAACAUUUGGUUUCAGGACGUUUUUUCCAGACACUGUGGCUCUGUUUGUUGGGACUCUCUCUCUUUGCCUGAUUGCUUUUAGGUUUCUUUUCAAUAAUUUUUUGAUAUAAUACAAUUUUAUAUAAUAUUGAUUAAUUGUAGUCUUUGUGAUGAAGUCUUAAGCAGAAGGAUGAUAGGUGGUAUUUUGAGCUUUUCAGCUUGUGUUUUGCUACACUUUGUUUACAUUAAGUAGACUGAACAUUCUCCUGUUCAAAUUUGUUUCGGUUUUUCUGUGUAAUGCAAACAGCAGAGUUUGGAAGUGAAGUUUUAAGUAUUUGGGGUUUCACACAAUUUGAAUUGUUUCUGAUAUGUAUAAUGAGUGUUAUUAAAAGCUGCACCAAUCUUUACCAAAAGGAGAUUCUUAAAAAAAUGUCAUUUGAAUGGAUGCAAAAAAGAUUAACUUAAUUAGUAUUAACAUUAAUUAAUUAACAUUUUCUUUGGAACUAUUUGUUUAUUUUGAUGGAAAGUCAUUGCUGUUGUUUUUUGUUGUUUAAUUGUUAAGGGACAACAUCGGUAACAUCUGAUUGACAUUGAAUUGAUAAAUUAUUUGAUAAUCUUUUUUAAAUGUACUUGUUCUGAUAUAUAGUGACAUUUUUUGUUGAGUAUUCUGACAAACUGGUUUCUCUCGAAAGUCCUGGAAGGAAAAGGAAAUGCACUGUUUUAUUUAUUGAAAUGGGAGUCAGUUAAUCAUGUAUUGUGACUUGUUGACCUAUUGUUGGAUUCAUAUUGAAAUAAAUGUUGAUAGAUUUA
Osmerus eperlanus (European smelt) is the source of this 4736-nucleotide messenger RNA. Its product is annotated as stromal interaction molecule 2-like. NCBI's taxonomy places the organism in Eukaryota, Metazoa, Chordata, Actinopteri, Osmeriformes, Osmeridae. The transcript has 12 exons. Gene Ontology annotation, cellular component: endoplasmic reticulum; plasma membrane. The record is from RefSeq and is a predicted model, not a curated record. Gene Ontology annotation, molecular function: protein binding; calcium ion binding; calcium channel regulator activity. Gene Ontology annotation, biological process: activation of store-operated calcium channel activity; store-operated calcium entry; intracellular calcium ion homeostasis. The coding region runs from base 821 to 3823 and encodes 1000 amino acids.